Molecule: messenger RNA, 399 nt
Organism: Menidia menidia (Atlantic silverside)
Lineage: Eukaryota; Metazoa; Chordata; Actinopteri; Atheriniformes; Atherinopsidae
Source: the annotation of a GenBank genome assembly
UUGUACAUAUGCAUGUCUCCACCCAACAUCACCAACAUGACCAUUUUGGGUUUAAUAAAAGGCAGUGGCGAGUCAGUCUACAGGGACCUGCUAUUGUGCUGUAUGGAGAGCCUCAACAGAGGCAAAACUUGUGAACCAAUAAUACAUUUUCGGAAACUAAACCCCUCUCUGCAGUCUCUAUACAUCAAUAGGACUGAGGCACUCAGGAAGGCUGGAGGGAGUGGGCGCCCCCUCACUCCAGCCAACAAAGGACUGGUGGAGAGCAUCUUCAAUAUGGGCAUCACUGUCUGGUAUGGAAACAUCACCCAGGCAAAGAAGAGGGCUCCCCAGAGAGUCACCAAGACUGCAGAGCAGAUUAUCAGACCAUAUCUUACGUCAUUUUACUCUGUACAUACAUAA